UUUAGUCGUCCCGUCAUGGAGCAUUGUAGGAGCCUGAGGCUAACCAUAAAGUGGGGAAACUUAAAAAACAAGGAAUGGUCCUGCAGCGCCUUAAAGACCAACAAAACAUGUAGCUGGCAUCAUGAGCUUUUGUGGGUAGAUUUUGACCGAGGCCUGGUGGAAGAGAUGUCAGGAGAAAGCGUUGUGAGCUCAGCAGUGCCAGCAGCUGCGACUCGCACCACCUCCUUCAAAGGGACCAGUCCGAGCUCAAAGUAUGUCAAGCUGAAUGUUGGCGGUGCCCUCUACUAUACCACAAUGCAGACCCUGACCAAGCAGGACACCAUGCUUAAAGCCAUGUUCAGCGGCCGCAUGGAGGUUCUCACCGACAGCGAAGGCUGGAUUUUGAUCGACCGUUGUGGUAAACACUUUGGGACAAUAUUAAAUUACUUGCGUGAUGGGGCCGUGCCUCUUCCUGAGAGUCGGAGAGAGAUUGAAGAGCUGCUGGCUGAGGCAAAGUACUACCUGGUUCAGGGUCUGGUGGAUGAGUGCCAGGCAGCUCUCCAGCAGAACAAAGAUACAUACGAACCAUUCUGCAAAGUUCCAGUCAUCACUUCUUCUAAGGAAGAGCAAAAACUUAUAGCAACAUCCAAUAAGCCUGCAGUAAAGUUGCUGUAUAACAGAAGUAAUAACAAAUAUUCCUAUACCAGUAAUUCUGAUGACAACAUGCUGAAGAACAUCGAGUUGUUUGAUAAGCUGUCACUACGGUUUAAUGGGAGAGUCCUUUUUAUAAAGGAUGUCAUAGGAGAUGAGAUUUGCUGCUGGUCUUUCUAUGGACAAGGGCGUAAAAUUGCUGAAGUCUGCUGCACCUCCAUUGUCUAUGCUACUGAGAAGAAACAAACAAAGGUGGAGUUCCCAGAAGCCCGAAUAUAUGAAGAGACAUUGAACAUUUUGCUUUAUGAGGCUCAGGAUGGACGAGGACCUGACAAUGCGCUUCUGGAGGCUACAGGAGGGGCAGCAGGGCGCUCUCAUCACCUGGAUGAGGAUGACGAGCGGGAGCGCAUUGAACGCGUGCGAAGGAUUCAUAUUAAGCGUCCAGAUGACAGGGCACAUCUUCAUCAGUGAGGAGUGACAGCUGCAGACUGCCCCGCCUUGUUAGAGAAUCUGUAGCCUGGCCCACUCCAUUAUUUACAGCUGUUGGCCAGGCAAUUUAUUUAUAUUCAGUGACAUGGAUAAAAUUACAUUUUGUACCAGAGUAGAAUAUUUUGGAGUAUUUAACACAAAGUAGAUCUAUUAGAGGAAUAAAGAAGGUAUCAAGGGUCAGAUCUGUGCAUUUGAAGCAAUGUUUGAAUUUUUAGCACUCUUUACCCUGCAGUUUUGUGGUUAGAGAGGAGGAGUGCUGGCUUCCUUCUGGUUUUUUUUUUAGUAUUUAUUCUGCAUUUUCUCUAGGACUUUCCAGCGAUUGACCCACCUUCCUUACAGCCCCACACUUGCUCCAUCCCUCCUGAACCUACUGUCCAUGAGAAAUGCUAUUCCCUGCCACAGUGAUGCUAAAGAAACUAAUCUCAUCUGCUACAGUACAUUCUCCACUCUCCUCUCAUCUGAAUCUUUAAGGGAGAAAGGCAACUUAGAUAGAAAUGCUUCACUUCUGCUUUCAUCAGACAAGGUUCUAUGGAUCCUGGCUUCCCCAAAGAACGCAAUUGCUCUAUAUAGUUUGAAAUAGACUUCAGUGGUACUGUUUGAGAACACUGCCCUGGUGCUAGAUCUUGCUGGUUGGCAAGGACUCUAGUUUUGUUAUUUAGUGCUGGCAGCUACUCAAACUCACUUUCAAAAUUCAGAAAACAUGGUAAUAUGAAAUCAUAGCAUUUCCCUUGAGCUUCCUGGUAGUGGUUCAGUGAAACUAGUAUGCUAGAGGAUAGUGGAAAACCCUCAACAU
Molecule: messenger RNA, 1912 nt
Organism: Pelodiscus sinensis (Chinese soft-shelled turtle)
Lineage: Eukaryota; Metazoa; Chordata; Testudines; Trionychidae
Source: RefSeq, a predicted model, not a curated record